AUGAAUAAUAAUAAUAAUAAUAAUAAUUCUAGUAAAAAUAAUGGAAGACUUAAGGGACCGUUAAGAUUGACAAGACUUUGCGCAUUGUGCAUUAUACUACCCGGUUGUCUCAUAGCCGGACCUUUAUAUUUAAGGUACAGGGUUUAUUCCGGGCAAAUUUAUCCCGUUGGAAUGUCCGAUAUGAGAUUAGUCGACAAUAGAAUAUCCACAACGUGGUGUCAAAAACAAUUAGUUAAAUCAAAUGCAACAUUUAACGCGUACCUUCUUCCAAACGAACCACAAAUGAAAAAAAAACCUAUUCGGGUAUCAAUGAUAAGACAUUUAAACCUUCAAGAUGAUAUGAAAGAAUAUUGGGGAUUUUAUUUACUCAAAGGAUCAUCUUUUACCGUAUCGACUUGUUGCAGGUGGCCAGGAGCUUUUUUAACGGUUAUAAAAGGACAUAAACAAUUGAAAGAAUGUGCGUAUUUCGGUGAUGAUUCCUCCGAAGAAGAAGACGAAUUAGAAGAAUUAGAAAAAGAUGAAGAAGAUGCAAUAUCGAACGAACCGUGGAUGAUGAAAAAAGCAAGGCCGGGUGUUAUUUUUCACGGAUCGCAAUUGAAUAACACAUUGAAUAAACACAGGUUGUCAAAGGAAAUCGUGGAACUAGACAACGGUAACGAACAUAAUUUUUACCAAUGGAUUCCUAGAAUGAGAAGUGAAAAAUUUAAAUCCGAAAAAAAAAAAAUAGAAAAUAAUGUCAAUUCAACGAAAUCGUAUAAUAAUAAUAAUAAUAAUAAUAAAUCUACGGAGAGUAUAAAUUUACGCGGGAAUUUUGAAAAUUUAAAUACAACAGAAGAAGAAGAAAAAGACGAAGUAAAAUCAAAAGAAGUCGAAGAAGCAUAUCAAGAAGUUUUGGAAAAAUUAAAAAAAUUAAAACUUAACGAUAAAAAUAUUUUAUUACAACUUCAGAAAAAUUUAAGAAACAAAGAAAAUCUUAACGAAAGUGGUAGUAGUAAUAAUAAUAAUAAUAAUGAUAAUAAUAAAACGAGGGAUUCGUAUAGGAAAAAAAGAGAAUUAGAAUGGCAUGGUUUACAUGAGAAAUUAAAUAAAAAUGACGAAGAUUACGAUACGGCAGCAGAAGAAAUCGAAGAGCCAGAUAUUUUAACUUACGAAGAUUUAAGAGGAACGUUUAACGAAACCACCGUCAAUGAUAAAUCCGACAGCGAAUUUUGGUCAUCUUUUUCCAGCAGCGAAGAAAGGUUAAUUAAUUGCGCGGGUUUAAUUAUUAAUCUACCAUUGAUACCUAAAAAAGGUUGUCAGGCUAAUAAACCGGAAAAAGUUAAAGAGGAAGCUUGCGCGGCAAAUAAAUUUACUUACAAGGUUCCAAUUAACGGUUAUUAUUUUUUCGUAUUGAGCAGCGAAAAUGAAAUACAAACGAAUUACAUAAGAAUACAAUUUGAAUUUGAUAAAAUCCUUUACAACGUGUCGAAUCCCGUCGCUGCAUGUACAAACACGACAGAAUCCUGUAGUUUACCAUUAAAUUUUUUUUCAUGGGAAAAAACAGUUUUAGAAAUGCCGCUGACGAAUAACGACAGCAUGUGGAAUCAAGAAUUUAUUGUCGUUUCCGUUUGCGAACCAAGAACAAUUGUUUAUGCCGCUUGCGUUGUUGCCGUACCUAUAUUGAUCCUUCUCUGUGCUUUUUAA
Molecule: messenger RNA, 1683 nt
Organism: Pediculus humanus corporis (human body louse)
Lineage: Eukaryota; Metazoa; Arthropoda; Insecta; Psocodea; Pediculidae
Exons: 6
Coding region: 1-1683 (560 amino acids)
Source: RefSeq, a predicted model, not a curated record